This is a messenger RNA of Tripterygium wilfordii, 843 nucleotides long. RefSeq lists its product as uncharacterized. The record is from RefSeq and is a predicted model, not a curated record. Bases 1 to 843 code for a protein of 280 amino acids. The transcript is spliced from 3 exons. NCBI's taxonomy places the organism in Eukaryota, Viridiplantae, Streptophyta, Magnoliopsida, Celastrales, Celastraceae.
AUGGAUGACAAUAGGAAUGAUAGCGAUGAUGAAGAGUUGGAGACAAUUGUCAUAUUUGUAGGGUUAGUAUUAUACUUCACCGAGUUUGAUCCAUUGUUUCAAGAACAUUGGCCAUGUUGGUCAUCCUCACUUACAGGCCACAAAUACAUUACCGAUCUGAUAAAGGGGAAUCCUACAAAAACCAUGGCGAUUUUGAGGAUGCAAAAAGGUGUGUUUGUCAAUUUAUGCAACGAGUUAACCACAAAAUAUGGAUUGGUUACUACACGUGAGCUUGGGGCGAAGGAGAUAGUCACAAUCUUUGUUUAUAUUGUCGCACAAGGUGUUGGUAAUAGAACAAUGCAGGAUCGUUUUCGACACUCUGGUGAAACAAUUCAUAGGCAUUUUCACAGUGUACUAGAAAGCCUAUAUCGCAUGUCGAAAGAUAUUAUCAGGCCACGUGAUCCAGAUUGCAUCGACGCCAUUGAUGGUACACAUAUACCUACAGUUAUUCCACAGGACGCACGAGUGCCAUAUAUUGGAAGGAAAGGGGUGACUACUCAGAAUGUGAUGGCCGUUUGUGACUUCGAUAUGUUGUUUACAUUUGUAUGCGCGGGAUGGGAAGGUUCUGCACAUGAUUCUCGUAUAUUUCACGAGAUACUUGGCAAUGAUAAUAAUAAUUUCUCUCAGCCUCCUCAAGGUAAAUAUUAUUUGGUCGAUGCCGGUUAUCCUAAUCAACGGGGAUAUCUUGCGCCAUAUAAAGGACAAAGGUAUCACCUUGAAGUUUUUCAAAAUGGUCUGGAGCCUCAAGAUCCCGGCGAGGCAUUCAAUCGUGCUCAUUCUUCGUUUAGGAGUGUUAAUGAGUAG